UUCGAUACUUUUCAAUCACCUUUCUACAAAAACAAUACAAAACAAAAUCUAAAUACGUGAGCAAAUAAUACCCAUAAAUAUAUGUGUAUUAUUAGCAAUUUGAUAAUAUAAAAAACAAAACGGCAAAAAAAAAAGUGUUUUAAGACACUGAAUCGUAGUGGUUAUAACGUCAGUGCAGCUUCUAAGGAAGGUUUCUUCUUCUUCUUCAUCUUCCUCUUAAUCACAAACUGGUCAAACUCUGCCUCUCUCUUCUCUAAACCCAAACAAAAGAAAAAAACCAUUUUUCUCAUCUUCUUCUUCUUUAUUCACAAACCUCACCAAACACACAUUCCUUAAACCAGAUCUUCAUUCUCCGAUUCUCUUGUCCCUUAUUUGUCUGCUGUUACAAAAACCCUCUUCAUUUUCCCAGAAACCCACUUAUCUUCUUCUUAAAUUACUAUCAUCCUCACUCAAAAGUCUCACACUUUCUCAAAAUGUCUUGUUUCUUAAGCUGUGUCCGUUUCGAAACAACCACCGACAACAACAAACCCACGAGUACAGAAUCUGGUUCUGUCUCCGGUGUUACCUGUUAUACCUGGGAUGAUGUUGAGUCUCUCACUUCCAAUUUCUCUAGACUUAUUGGUACUGGUGGCUAUAGUAGUAUCUACUUAGCUCGUGUGUCUGGUUCUAUCAACGCAGCUCUCAAGGUUCAUGUCAGUAGUCAUCGUCUUUAUCAAGUGUUUAGGUCUGAGCUUGAGAUUUUGCUUCGUCUUCAACAUCCUCACAUUGUUAAGCUUCUUGGUUACUUUGACGAUUCAGAAGAAAGUGGAGCACUAUUACUAGAGUACCUUCCUCAAGGUAACCUUCAAGAGAAGCUUAACCGGAACAGCAAACAAGUGUUACCAUGGAGAAACAGAACCGCUAUUGCGUUUCAGGUUGCGCAAGCAAUUGAACAUAUUCAUGAGAAAUGUAGUCCUCAGAUUGUGCACGGUGACAUCAAAUCUUCCAACAUACUUCUUGACAAACAUUUCAACUCCAAGCUUUGUGAUUUCGGAUCAGCUAAAGUUGGUUUCUCGUCUAUGGUUCAGCCUUCUAAGACGACGUCAACUAUGUCACCACGAUCCAAGCAAGUGAUGAUGAUUGGUUCUCCAGGGUACACAGAUCCUCAUUACUUGAGAACUGGUAUUGCUUCGAAGAAGAUGGAUAUGUAUGGGUUUGGAGUGGUGGUUCUUGAGUUGGUUUCGGGUAAAGAAGCGGUUAGUUCUGAGAGAGGUGAGAUGUUGGUGCAUUCAACAGCUUCGUUGAUACAUGAGAUUCUUGAUUCGAAUGGAGAUAUUGGAGAAGAGAAAGUGAGACAGUUCUUGGAUCCAAGGUUGUCCAGGGAUGGUAGUAUUGAUUUGGAAGAGGUUAAGACAAUGCUACGUGUGGCUGCUUUCUGUCUUCGUAGCCCUCCAUCGCUGAGACCCUCUGCUUCUCAAGUAGUUCAAACUCUUAACAAGAAGAUACCGUCUCUAUCUUUCCUCGGUUGUGGUAAAAAAGAGUGAUACAUAAAACUAACCUGUGUGUUUUAGGUGAUGAGGUUUAGGUAGUGAUUGUGUUGCAGGUCUUAGUAGAAAGAUCUGAAACGUUUGCUGAGAAGAUUGAGUUUCGUUGUAUAGGAGAUUCUGCAAAAACCAAAAAGAAAGAAGGAAGAUUCAAAUUCCUCUUCUGCUUUGUGAUGUGUAUAGUAAUCAAGCAAAACAACAUUCAUGUGAUUUGCAUUUUGUAAGAGUUACUGUGUGGAUGUAUAAUACAAAUGAUUGGAUGAAAUUCGGUAACCGGUUUGGUUAGGAACCAACAAACCGAAAUUACUAUAAAUUUAUCCAAAAUUAAAUCGAGAUAACC
Messenger RNA from Arabidopsis thaliana (thale cress), 1863 nucleotides. RefSeq names its product Protein kinase superfamily protein. Gene Ontology annotation, molecular function: protein serine kinase activity; ATP binding; protein serine/threonine kinase activity. The record is from RefSeq and is marked reviewed. NCBI's taxonomy places the organism in Eukaryota, Viridiplantae, Streptophyta, Magnoliopsida, Brassicales, Brassicaceae. The transcript is spliced from 2 exons. Bases 474 to 1523 code for a protein of 349 amino acids.